AUGAAUUGGGAUUUUCUAAAUAGAAAACUAAAGGAAUUCUUUGAAUAGAGGCGAUAAUAAUCCAUUGAUAAAUUAUUUACUCUAAAUGCUGUAACUGAUAAUAACUUCCUUAAAAAAUAAUUCCUAGAGUUGGAAACUUAAGUUACAGAGGAACAAAAAUAAAUUGUCUCAUAACCUAGUGUCCCUAUAACUACACCGACGCCUUCGAAGUCGAAAUAAACUCCGAAAUCCUUUAAUUAGAUCUCUUAUCUCUUUUCUCCUCAUGGACCUGCAAGAUCAACGAACUCUAUGCAAAUGAGAUAAAUCGUAACAAGUAACCUAAAAAAUGGGAAUAACAGCUAUAAUCAUGUUAAAAGCAAGGACAUCAAGAAAGUGUAAGAAUUAGUAGGUUCAAAUAGUAAGACUUCUUUUAAAAAUAAUGGAAGAAAACUAUAAAAAUAACAAACUUCAGUCUCACAAAAGAUUCUAAAAGAUUUAGAUGAUCAAUUCGACCCAUCACCUACUAAUCUGAUUAAACCAUGUGAAUCACUGAAAUGUUUCAUUACACAAACCAAAAAUAUUAAUACAUUAUCAAUGAAGGCUUAAUUGAAACUCAAAUCUUAAAGAUCUAUCAGAUAAUUAAAACAACCUAGUCCUGCACUGGAUAAUUUCACUAAAUUGGGGUUUGGAAAUAGUACUGAUCCAAGAGUGGGUUUAGAUAGGUUUUUAAGCAAUAAAUGGUUGUAAUUCGUUAUUGAAUAAAAGUCAAUGAGAAAAGAUGAUUAAUUUGAUAACUAUCUCUAAUAAUAUAAUGAAUCUAAAUAGAAGGAGUAAAGCAUUUAAAAAUUGAAAUAAAAGUAACAAGUAAGAUAAGAUUUCAAUAGUGAAAUACCAUAAUCAUUGAUUUUUAAACCACAUCGAUAUACUAAAAAGAUAACAAAAGUAAAGAAGAAUGAAAUUUCAGAAUUAAUCUCCUCCUAUUCUCAAACUGUUUUUGAUAUAGAAAAGAAAAGAGAUGACGAUGAACUGAUUGAAUUCUACCCUAUCUAUUACGAAAAGAAAGUUAAAAGACGAAGGAUUAUUCGUAAAAUGAAAAUUCUAGCUAAAAAGGCUAUUAAAUUAAGAACAUUUGUUUUAGAUUUGCUCUAGAAAUUUUAACAAUUUGUACCAUACUAAAUGCCAGGCUCAAUCGCCUUUUUGAGGUUUGUUUAGUAGAACAAUCUUUAAGCAGUUAAGGAGAUGCUGGAUUAGGAUAAUUCAUUCAUAGGUUCUUUUAAUGAAUAAGGACAGUAUGCCAUUCAUUUAGGAGUGAUGAUUUAAUCGAUUGAAAUGGUCAAACUACUGUUAUAUUAUAGGGCCAAUGUAAAUUCAGAGGACUUCUUUCUCUAAAAACCACUUUAUUUCGCUUUGAUAACUGAUAAUUUACAGAUAAUUAGAUUGCUACUCGCUUGUAGAGCUUCACCAUGGGAUGAAAAUUUGAGAGAUUACUUCGUUUGUUGUAGAAGUGAAGAUGCAAAAAAUCUAAUAAAACUAGGCUAAUAUCUUAAAAUAUAUAAUAAAGAUCCAGAGUGUAUAUUAAAUAUAGAAAAUAUCAAAUAACAAUUGAAUUAGUAUUGA
Paramecium tetraurelia is the source of this 1596-nucleotide messenger RNA. RefSeq lists its product as uncharacterized. The record is from RefSeq and is a predicted model, not a curated record. NCBI's taxonomy places the organism in Eukaryota, Ciliophora, Oligohymenophorea, Peniculida, Parameciidae. Gene Ontology annotation, molecular function: protein binding. The transcript has 2 exons.